Trematosphaeria pertusa is the source of this 916-nucleotide messenger RNA. RefSeq lists its product as uncharacterized. The record is from RefSeq and is a predicted model, not a curated record. Lineage: Eukaryota; Fungi; Ascomycota; Dothideomycetes; Pleosporales; Trematosphaeriaceae. The coding region runs from base 279 to 785 and encodes 168 amino acids. The transcript has a single exon.
CAGUCUGCGACCCUCGACCUUCGACAACGACAUCACGGGAGCUGGUCCGUGCCCGGCCGUGAAAGUGGCGAUCUCUAGGGAAGCAACCGAGUCCAGACAAGUAUUAACCCUUGUACUCAACCCCUCUAUUCUUCUUCGUCCUAGCAUGAGAUCAGUAACUUGGCUGACUUGGACUUAGACAGGAUACUUCUCUUUGGGGCGUCGGCACCACACCCCGGUCUAGCGUCCUGCGCGGUCUCCUUCCUGCGCGGCACCGUCAACCAUGCACAUACUCAGACAUGUUUGGUGUCUGUACUCUCAUGGAGCAAGUACCUCGUAUCAUCGAGUCCCUGGCGGCUUACUCGAUAGUCGAAGUCUUCGUCGCACUCAAGAUGUCGCUGCCGCCUUCAGUCCCGACCUGCCGGACGUCCCAGUCAGACUUACAAAAGGUACGGUCGCCUUCUUGCUCUUCUCUAUUCUUGUCAUCAUCGCCUUCUUCUUCGUCUCCUUCCUCACCAUCGUCUCUACGUCUUCUUCGUCGUCAUCGUCAUACUCUUCCCCCUCUUUGUUCUUCCAUCUCUUCUCCCUUCGACGGCCAUAGAGCGUCAGGUCCGCUUCCCCAUAGCGCUACCCACGCUGGUCUCAUCUCAGACCACUGGCCCAGAACAACAUCUCCCCAGUGGAGUCGUCGUACUCGAGAGAGAGCAAGCGCCAUCCUUCGGGGCGGCAGGGCGGCUAGUUCGUGUCAGUUUUAUUCCGCAAGUCCUGUCUCGGGCAAGGGACGGCACCUGGCUUCGGCUGGGUAGGAUGUCCGCCCGUGCUAGCUCUUUGCCUCGAUACGGCGGGCGAUGCCGAUGUUUUGCUUCCGGGACUGGCUGAGCACCGCCUGGUAUGGGCCUUGCCUGGUGUUAUUGGACGUGUCUGUGGUUGCGUCGAG